AUGUUUAAUCAAAAUGACGCCGAAAAGAAGUUGGAUUGGAUGUAUAAAGGUGCUAAUAGUCUGGUGGAUCGCGAGGAAUAUUUACUAGGGCGUACAGUUGAUAAGUCAUUGGAACAAUUGAAUGCUGAAGAGAAACAAAAGCAGUUGGGUACAGCUGCUCCUCAAAAUCAUGUGGAACAUGAGUGUAUUCCGCCGUCGAUUCGUGAUUAUAAACUACAACAACAAUUGGCUGAACAGGUUGAUCUACAAGCUAAGUUACAGGAAGAUCCACUUCUGACAAUCAAGAAAAAAGAAGAGGAAACUAGAAGGCAGUUUUUGCAGAAUCCUGUGCAGUUGAAAAAAUUACAGAAAGCAUUGAGUAAACAGGAGAAAGUCCAAAAGAAGAAGAAGGAAUAUCUGGAUGAGAUUCUCAUUCAGAAGUUGAAAUUAUUACAACAGAAUAAUGAUGAUUUGGAUGACAAUGUAAUUGAUAAAAAAGCUAAAAAGGAAAAAGAUUUAGACAUUAUAUUGAUGCAUAAGUUUAAUGCUUUGAAGAGUAAGUUAACUGAAGAAGAUUUAAGGGAUAUUAUGGAUGGUAAAUUGACUGAUUCUGAUAGUGAUGAAUCAAGUGAUGAAGAUGAUUCUGAUGAACAUGUUAGAAACAAAAAGAAAAUUAAAGAAAAUAAAAUCAGAAAUGAGAAGAAAGUCAAGAAAAAGAAGAAGAAAACAAAGAAAGAAUCUUCUUCUGAUUCUUCAAGUAGCAGCAGUUCUGAAGAGGAUAAGAAACACAAAAAGAAGAAGAAGAAUAAAAAGAAAAGGAAAAAGGAAUCUGAUUCAGAAUCAGAUAGUAGUGAUUCCGAUUCUUCUUCUGAUUCAGAUGAUAAAAGAAAGAAUAAAUAUAAAAACAAAAAGAAAAGUGAAAAGAAAAAGAUGAAACAUAGAAGAAAUCAUUCUGAAUCAGAUUCAGAUUCUGAUAGCAGUUCAGAAGAUGAUAAAAGAAAGAAGAAAUCAACAAGUAAAAGACAUGAUGCUAAAAAUAACAGUAGACAACGUUCAAGAUCUCCAAGAAGAAGUCAAAAAGAUAAAAAUAAAAAGAACUACGACUCAGAUAAUGACAAUAAACAUGCUCACAGGAAACGUGAAGAACAAAACCGUUCAAAAUCAAGAAAAGACGAUGACAGAAAAGAAAAACAUCGUAGGGAUAAAGAAAAUGAGUCCCGCUCUAGAAAUAGUCGAAUUAAGGCCAAUUUGAAUAACAUUCAGAGGGGUAAGAGUGAUAUGAAUUCACAUUUUUCAAGGCGCUAUUAGUUUCAGUCACAAGAAAAGUUUUAUAAGCUUAGUGUUAAGUUUUCUAAGACUGAACUAUGGUUCUUGUAAAUAAAUUUGCAAAAAAUUGCUUAAUUUUACAGAAUAAAGUAUAAAAAUUAGAUUAUGAUUGAUAUAUCAAUAGUAAUUGAUAUAAAUUAGUUUCCUGUGAACUAAUUGUAUUCUAUUUGGUUCAGAAUUAAGUUCUGCGUUUAGUUUUGUAAAGAUUUGAUUGUACAUAAUGUUUGACAUCAUAAAAUCUAACAAAUUUGACUAAAAAAAACUAUUUUCAAUUAAAUCUUCACAAAUUUAAUCACUGAACUUAAUUUUCAAUACAAUUUAUAUAAAAUCAUAA
Messenger RNA from Dalotia coriaria, 1639 nucleotides. RefSeq lists its product as uncharacterized. NCBI's taxonomy places the organism in Eukaryota, Metazoa, Arthropoda, Insecta, Coleoptera, Staphylinidae. The record is from RefSeq and is a predicted model, not a curated record. Gene Ontology annotation, cellular component: U2-type spliceosomal complex. Gene Ontology annotation, biological process: mRNA splicing, via spliceosome.